Molecule: messenger RNA, 1743 nt
Organism: Penicillium chermesinum
Lineage: Eukaryota; Fungi; Ascomycota; Eurotiomycetes; Eurotiales; Aspergillaceae
Product: homeobox domain-containing protein
Exons: 4
Coding region: 1-1743 (580 amino acids)
Biological process (GO): regulation of transcription by RNA polymerase II; cell differentiation
Molecular function (GO): RNA polymerase II cis-regulatory region sequence-specific DNA binding; DNA-binding transcription factor activity, RNA polymerase II-specific
Source: RefSeq, a predicted model, not a curated record
AUGUCUUCAUUGGCCGAUAUCCCCGACCCGUCGGGUGUGCCGACUACCGCCUCUUCUUCAUCUCCAACCUCAACCCCCUCCCCAUCUAGCUCAAAUGCCACCACAGCUCCCUCCGCGUCUUCCUCGCGUCGCCCUCCUCGCAAAAGUACUUUGACUCAACAACAGAAGAAUAACAAGCGCCAACGCGCCACGCAGGAUCAAUUGGUCACCCUGGAAGUCGAAUUCAACAAAAACCCCACUCCCACCGCUGCUACGCGAGACCGAAUCGCCCAGGACAUUAACAUGACCGAGCGAUCUGUUCAAAUCUGGUUCCAGAACAGGCGCGCAAAAAUUAAGAUGCUGGCAAAGAAGAGCAUCGAGACUGGGGAAGGUUGUGACUCGAUCCCUGAGUCAAUGCGACACUACUUGGCCAUGCAAUUCGAUCCUACCAAGCCCAGUGCUCGCGAUCCUUUCGGACGUUCAACGGGCUUUGGUGCUGCCGGUAUGUACGCGAAUGAAGUCAACCCAAGCGGCAAAGUUGUGAUCUCUCACUUUACCUGCCGUUCCUUGACGAUCGGAAGCUGGCGACGCAUUGGACAGAACGCAAUGGACCUGGUGAUUUUCUACUCUCCCGACAAGGCUUGCAUGACGUACUAUAUCAACAAUGACUCGGCUGGUUAUAAGAUCGAAUAUCCCUUCGCGCACAUUAAGAAUAUCACACUGGAGACCGGCGAUCCAAACCCAGGUCCCAACGGCCAACCCCCUCGACCUGGUGGUUUGGUGGUCGAGCUCAACCGCCCACCUCUGUUCUACAUGGAUUCUUCGAACUCGGGUGGUUUCUACCAAUGUGGCGAUUUUACCGAGGAGCAACAAGCAAGUCAGAUUAUGGUUCACCACUUGGGAGGCCAUCCCAAGGUGUUGAGCGUGCAGCUGGCCAAGCUUGUGUCGCUUGAGUCUUUCCAGAAUCGUCUGGCAUACAGCGGGAACAACCCUACAUUUGCGGUUUCCUCCGCAAUGUCACCACCCUUCAUCCAACGCCCAGCCUCUCAACCCAACCAUUUUGCCGCUCCUGCGUACAUGAACUUGUACCAGGACCACAACCAUCUGGGCUUCCAGGUUCCGGCUGCCCGUGGCCAUAAGCGCCAACGCAGUCGGUCAGUUCCCGCGGCGGUUGACAUCUCUGCUUUGCAAGCUCCCGGCCCCAUGCCCUUCCAGAUGCCACAGACCCCAGCGCCAUACAACCCAGCCGAGUCUGGCAUCUACGCUCCAGUCCCUCAGGCAGUGCACGCUCUCCCCACUGAUCUACGCAUCGACACCGACGGAUAUGGUCUUGAUUUCCGCACCAACCCAAUCUCCGCAACGACCACCGCAUCACCUAUGGGUCCGUCUUUCAACGUCCCCUUCUCAUCCGGGCCUUCGGAUAACUCGACCGUGGGAUCGCACGCACCUUCGCCUUACUCCGGCAUGAGCCCUGCUGACCCAAUGAUCGCCAACCACUCGCCUCCAUUAUCGAGCUUGUCUCACCACUCGUCCGACAUGUACGGGUUCUCGCACGAUCAACAGUCCAGCUUUGUCGAGGAUGGUCUCUCUAUGAACGAGAUGUACCCAAAGCACAAUGUCGACUACAAUCUUCACGAGGCUCCCAGCUUUGAAUUGCCCAUGCACAACAUGUCUGGUCAUGGCUCUCCCGCAUUAGCGGACUAUGGCCAUGGGUUAGUCAAUUUGGAUGAAAUCAAUUCUCAAGGAUUGCCCUCCGGGUCAUGA